UAGAUCCAAAAUGAUCAAAUUUAAUUUGAACAUCGUUAUGGGCAUAUUGUCGUUAAUUUUUGUGAUAGUUUUUUUUAUAGUGGGCGGCUACUACACGCUCCAGCAUCCGAAGCAGGAACAUUUCAAGUCCUGUUAUGCCGAAGGUGGCGUCUGUCGGGAGGAGGACAACUGCAAGGAUCAGUUCAAGGGUUAUUUUCUCACUUUGUGUGUGCUUAAGCGAAAGAUCUGCUGUCUGUCCAAGAAGCCGCUGGAGACGGAAGUUAAUUAUGAUUGAAAGUGUCCUUUAGUCCUUUAGUAUUGUCAUGUAUCCAAAUCAAAAUUAAAUUCCAGAAAAAGUC
This is a messenger RNA of Drosophila persimilis, 338 nucleotides long. RefSeq lists its product as uncharacterized. Bases 11 to 274 code for a protein of 87 amino acids. The record is from RefSeq and is a predicted model, not a curated record. Lineage: Eukaryota; Metazoa; Arthropoda; Insecta; Diptera; Drosophilidae. The transcript has 2 exons.